Messenger RNA from Engraulis encrasicolus (European anchovy), 2072 nucleotides. RefSeq names its product dual specificity phosphatase 11 (RNA/RNP complex 1-interacting) (gene dusp11). The coding region runs from base 2 to 1339 and encodes 445 amino acids. The record is from RefSeq and is a predicted model, not a curated record. NCBI's taxonomy places the organism in Eukaryota, Metazoa, Chordata, Actinopteri, Clupeiformes, Engraulidae. The transcript is spliced from 10 exons. Gene Ontology annotation, biological process: protein dephosphorylation. Gene Ontology annotation, molecular function: polynucleotide 5'-phosphatase activity; protein tyrosine/serine/threonine phosphatase activity.
GAUGCGAGGUCGACUGAGGAGACAGCUGCAUGUUGUUGAACGUGUCGCUGCUGCUUACCAAGCGAGCUGCUCCUGGCUAGAAUGUAGCAUGCGUGGAGUCUGUCCAUUGAUUGUCUUGGGCCGCAAAGUGACGUGCAGGGAUUCAUUCAAAUCAUUCCAGUUGUGCUCUUUCAUAUAUUUUCAGAAGGAUAUUCAUACCACGCUCUUUGAAUUUACAGAUGCGAAAAGAAUGCCCCAGUUUAAGAAUAAGAAGAAGAAUGAUGUUCCUGAUCGAUGGACAGAUUACCAGGCUGUGGGGAAAAGGAUACCUGGGACGCGGUUUAUUGCUUUCAAGGUUCCAUUGAAAGAGUCUCUGAGAAACCGCUUGCCCCCAUCCGAGGCAUUUGGUCCAAACGACCUCCUGCAACACGUGUUGGUGAAUGAAGAACAGCAGCUGGGUCUCAUCAUUGACCUUACUUUCACAACAAGAUACUACAAACCACAGGAUUUUCCAGAGUAUGUGCACUACGUGAAGAUCUUCACCGCUGGACACGAAGUUCCCAGUGACCCUACCAUCCUCAGUUUCAAGAGGGCUGUCAGGAGGUUUCUACGAGAGAAUGAAGACAACGAUGACCUGAUUGGCGUUCAUUGUACUCACGGCCUGAAUCGUACUGGCUACCUUGUGUGUCGGUACCUAAUAGAUGUUGACGGCAUUGAACCCGAAAAGGCCAUCGAAUUGUUCAACACAUCAAGAGGUCACGAUAUUGAGAGGGAGAACUACGUCAACGACUUGCAGCAAGGCCCCAAGAGGAGCAAUGAAGGCAUGGAGGAGCCGGAGCCAGAUCCAGACCCAGAGCCUGAGCCUCGUCAGCGCUUCCCCAACCAGAGGCAGCACAGGCCCCCACUAAACCAGAGCCAGGCACCCCAGCACAACCAGCCCUUCAGGAACCCAAGAAAUUGGCUUGGAGAUCGUGACGGGCCAUAUGGAAACAGUUUUAGGCCUCCACCACCUCACUGGGAGAUGAACCGAGGGUUUAACGGCGGCGGCCCUGGUCUUCUGCCCCCUCCUCCGGCCUUCUUCCAGGGGGGGGCAGGACUCUACCCAGACCCCCCUCCCUUUCUCCGAUUCCCACAGCAACCCCAGUUCUCUGACUGGGACAGGAGGGGACCCCCGCGCCCCGGCCCACCCCGCUAUCCACCACAGUUACCGCGCUACAGGUUUGGAGGCCCGGAUGAGGACGAUGGGGGGGGCAUGGGGGAUAGGGGACGGAAGCAGGAUACUCGGGGGCCACACAGGAGGCAAAGAGACCGCUCCCACAGACACACACACAAACAUGGCAAAAGAGACCAUUUGACUUGACCAGGCUGACUAGCAAGGGCACAUGCAAAAAAAUACAAAAAAAACCACAAGCUCUGCUGUGUUGUGAGGCUGUACCAGAGCCGUGAAUUUGAACACUUAACAAGGAUGCAGAACAAGGAUGCAGACGUUUGGAAGUUCUAACAAAAAGGCAAACUACACAAUGGGUUGUGCAUUCUCAGAAGUCUGUGGCUUACUAACUCACUGAGUUUUUUUUGUGAUAAUUAAAUGUGAGGAGGGAAGCAGACAGAGUUCUUGGCUGUCAUUGAAUGUUUCGUUUGCUCCAGUGACCAAGAGAGUGUUGUUUCUCUUUCGUGUUUUACAUGAUAUUAUUUAUUGAGCUUUGUUAUUACUACUAUCUUUUUAUGGGUUUUAUACCUUAACCAGGAGAUCAUUGCAUCAUGUGGCCUUGGUAUUCUGUUGGGAUUCAAACGUAAAUCAUUUUUUUAAAUCUGGCUGAAGUGCACAAAGGUCACCUAGUAGACUCAAGUGACUGCCAUCUUUGACAAGUAGAAAUCUUUUAACUUUUGUGAACAGCGUUUUAGUAUUGCCAGCUGGGGAUAUAAGUGUCAAGUGCCUUUGUUUGUUUUUUGUCAGAUCAAAAAUAUCAGUCCUCAAAUGAAACAUUUGAAGUCAGUCGGCAUUUGCGUUGCACAAACUGUUGCCAUAUAUGCUGUAUUAUUUUAAUACUUUUUAUUUAAAUUAAGACCUUAAAUAAAAGAACUCAUUAUAUGGA